This is a messenger RNA of Girardinichthys multiradiatus, 2827 nucleotides long. RefSeq names its product neurogenic differentiation factor 2-like. Lineage: Eukaryota; Metazoa; Chordata; Actinopteri; Cyprinodontiformes; Goodeidae. Gene Ontology annotation, molecular function: protein dimerization activity. The transcript has 2 exons. The record is from RefSeq and is a predicted model, not a curated record. The coding region runs from base 1502 to 2578 and encodes 358 amino acids.
AACCAUUUCAAACAUAUAAUUAUUGCCCAUCAGUUUAUUUAUCUCUGUCCAAUAAACAUAAAUGGUGAAAGAAGAAAUCACAUCUUACAUAUUAUCAAGUUUAACAGUUUAUUUUCUAAAGACAAAGCCGUUCCUAAGAUUGUAUUGGGCCCCGUGCAGAAUUUGAUUCAAGGCCCUACUCCCAGUUAAGACCAUUAUCUACCACCCACCACAGCACUAACAUGUCUUUGUAUAAGCUUGGUUGUUUGACUCUAAUACAUUGUACAACACAUUUUAAUGAUGUACACAUAAGAAAUCAUUUUAACAGAUUUAAACAAAGAAUGUGUUUCAUUUAAUCAAUGAAUAAUUCAUUUCACAACGUUUAUUAAAUAGGCAGCAGAGAAUACACAGUAAAGACACCAACACAGACACAAGAAGCAAAAAUGACUAAAAAAACGAUGAACUAUAGUAACAUUAAAGUAACUGAUAACAUAAAAGUUAAUGAAAGAACAUGUUCUUCUCACAACUAGUAUAUUUUCAGUUUUUUGACACUAAUAAUUGAUCAUUUAAAAAAAAAGAAAGAAUUUUUGAAUUAAAAAGUUGGCUCAUUGUUAAUUAACAUAACCAACUACAAUGCUUUACAUCUCUUUGACUUGUCAAUUGCUCUUGGGGGACCCCUGCUGGUCUGGGUGUGGGUGGGCCUUAACAGUGGCUUAGUUUGCUCUACUUUGGGCCGGCUCUGUCUCACGAUACCUAUUUCCAUUUCUGAUUCGUAUUUGGGCCACUUGAUUCCUCUGAAAUAUGACAGAUUAUACUGUAUCUGAUCAAUUCUAAUUCUGAGUGUCAUCUUGCAUGUAGAUAUUCUUUAUUAGAAUCAUACAACCACAUUUCCCUAUAGUGGGCCAGCAGCAGAAAAUGUGAAAUGACUGUAUCCCAAACCCUCCCAGUAGGUACGAAUUGACACGCAGUCAAAACAUAUAACAUAUGUCCCGUAGUGGCCGGCUCCAUUUCAUACACGAAACUAAAUAAGUAUUUGUAAAGGAAAAGAACCGAACAGUGAAGGAAAUUUUCAGAUAUGAAAGGAACAAAUCUACAAAAUUCUGAAAUGGCUAAGGGGCAAAAUUACCACUUCCUUUAUUUGCUCCCUAGAAGAAAUAUAAAUGGGGGUGUAAAAUAAAGCUUUCAGAAAAUAAUGCACGGUUUAAUGCAAAUAUAUGUGAAACGUUUUAAUUUGGUUAUUUGUGUCUGUAAUUUAACAAAAGAGUUAUUACUAAAAUGAUAUGCAAUCUUGAUGGACGUGGGUAUGAAUUAUCUUGUUUGUUUACACAAAAAGGAAGAAAAAGGGGCGAAAACGGGUACGAAAUGACUAAUGGUGACAACAGGAAACUAGCCUACUCUAGUUGGUUUUCAAAGUGAGUACUAAUUCAUGCAUUGUUGCUAGGAAACCGCUCAAGUUGUUAACCAAAAAGCCAGAUUCGAAACGAGUAAAGCUAAAGAGGUAGGAAAUAGAUUGCCUGCCACAAUGUUGAGCCGUCUGUUCAGCGAGGUGCUGCCGGACGUCCAGCGGUUGGCAGCUGAAUGGGUGGAUGACACCGAGAGCGACGGAUGCAAUGUGAAGGAGGAACGCGAGCCCUGCCACCUCGAAGAGAACGAUUUAGACGAGCCGCAGGAGGGCAGCAGCCGGGCAGAGUCCGAGAUGGCUGGGGACGACGACGAUGACGACGACGAUGUCGACGAAGAAGAGUGCGGGGACGAGAACGGCGGGGAUAAACCCAAGAAGCGCGGCCCGAAGAAGCGCAAGAUGACGGCGGCGCGCGUGGAGCGCUCUAAGAUGCGCCGCGUUAAAGCCAACGCGCGGGAGCGCACGCGCAUGCACGAUCUGAACUCAGCGCUGGACAACUUGCGCAAAGUAGUGCCGUGCUACUCCAAAACCCAGAAACUCUCCAAAAUAGAGACUCUGAGGCUGGCCAAGAAUUAUAUUCUAGCCCUCGGGGAGAUUUUACGCAACGGAAAACGUCCAGAUGUGGUGACCUACGUGCAGAUGUUGUGCAAGGGCCUCUCCCAGCCUACCACAAAUCUGGUGGCGGGCUGCCUGCAGCUCAACACCAGGAACUUCCUGACCGAGCCCUGCGCAGACGGAGCCCGUUUCCACAUGCCCAGCUCUCCGUUCUCAGUCCAUCCCUACUCAUACCGAUGCUCCCGCCUCUCUAGCCCCCACUACCAGCCCGGAGCCGGAGCCCUCAAUAUGCGGGCCCAUUCCUACAGUGGUCCCGGGUAUGAGGCCGUGUACAUGCCGGGCGGGACGUCUCCAGACUACAACAGUCCGGACUAUGAGGGCCAGCACAGCCCACCGGUGUGCCUGAACGGCGGCAUGUCCGGGAAGCAGCAGGAGUCCUCAGACACAGACAGGAGCUUUCAUUACUCUAUGCAUUACUCCGGACUGACCACAUCCCGGCCCAGCCACAGCCUACAUUUUGGACCUUCGGGAGCGCGCAGCGGAGGCGCGCACUCAGAAAACAUCCCACCUUUCCACGACGUCCACCUGCACCACGACAGGGCGCCACCAUAUGAGGACCUGAACGCUUUUUUCCACAACUGAGCUCAGAAAGGGGGGGGCAAGGGCUGCUCACCGACUUUACAGAGACAAUCCUAAAGAGAGCGUUUAUUAUUAAAACAGCAGUCGGAGCUUCUAAAUGAUUAUCUUCUGUAUGUCACCUCUAUACUGUUGUACAUCAAAAAUGUGUCCAAUAAAUUAUUCCUGUAUGCAGAUUGAGUGCAAGUUAAAAUGUGAAAGUCAACAAGAAACAUGUGACAAAAACAACAGAAAUAAUAAAAAUGUGUUUUAUAA